Messenger RNA from Cuscuta campestris, 1040 nucleotides. The record is from the annotation of a GenBank genome assembly. NCBI's taxonomy places the organism in Eukaryota, Viridiplantae, Streptophyta, Magnoliopsida, Solanales, Convolvulaceae.
AAGCCGAGCCGAACCGAGUUGAAUCAUCACCACCGAUUCAUCUUAUCCACAGCUAGCCGCGCCUCCACUUCUCUACCGCCGAAUCUCUUCAGUUCACUCGGCACCCGCGGCAACAUUCAGAUUUGGACAGUAAUUGCAGCAGGGUUUCAAGGGUCUUUGGACAUUUUUUGAAGAUUUUGAAGAUUUGGACAGUUAAUUGCACCCCUCUGUUUUUUAGGGAGGUAUUUGAGCUGCAUAUUUACUGCAACGGAUACGCCUCCAGCUUACCCACAGAGAGAAAAUGGCAUCUACAGUCACUCUUUCCUUGGUUUCUCUGAUCAAAUGUCAAGAUCACAACUUUAUGCCGUCCACCCAUGCCAAAAGGAAUCUCCUUCCUUUCAAGUCAUCCUUCUCCGGCGCUGCAUUUAACCCAGCUUCACUUUCUCAAAAGUUCUGUUCUUUAACAAGUUACUCUUCAUAUCCUCAUCCUUUUGCAGUGCAAGCUAAGAAAUCUUCUCUACCUGAGGCCAAAAGUAAAAGCGCAAAGAGCACUCGAUCUCAAAGGCUAGCACUUGAUUAUUCCCAGAUUCUGAAGUAUCCGAUCGUGUCAGAGGCCGGAAUCAAGAACAUCACGCAGAACAACACAUUGGUGUUUGCCGUGGAGAAGCGUGCUGACAAGAGGCUCAUAAAGGAUGCUGCCACGAACAUAUUCAAGAUUCAGAUCAAGAAGGUUAACACUUGUAUCAUGCCCGAUGGGACCAAGAAAGCCUUCCUUAUGUUGAAAUCGGAGUGUAGUGCAGGAGACGUGGCUAAGAGAAUCAAAGCCAUUUAGUAGCUUCAGCAGGUAUCUGUUAUGUAUACUAAUCAUUUAUGUUCAUUUCUUCUUGUAAUGACUUUGUCUAUACCCCAUUCCUAAAGUACACUUUUGGGUGUUGGGUCCCAAAUUGGUUUCCCAUUUUAUUGUAAUUUUAAAAAGUCAAAUGAAUUUGUCAUGCAUUCAUGUCAACAAUGUUCAUAUCUUAAUAUGCAAAAGGGAGAAAAUUGGAUAUACCAUGUUUAGU